AUGACCAUGCACAAAACAAGUUUGAUGUAUCCGAAAGCUGGAAUCCAAGAGGUGAUCAGUCUCCUGUUUCAUGAAAGGGAUAUCAGUGUUCCAAGGAGUGUAGUAUCUUUGUAUUUUGCUGUCUACGAGCCUGAACUCAUCCGUGAACGUAAAGCUAGGUCCCUCAAGAGGAGGCGCUUCUGGGCGGCUGGCGUGAAUGAUCUAUUCGCGGUCGACCAACACGACAAAUGGUUGAGAUUCGGUCUCGGUCUCCAUACUGGGAUCGAACUGUUCUCUGGGUGCAUCAUGUGGAUUCAUGUGUGGCAUUCUAACAGGAAUCCCCAGCUCAUUUUAUCUUACUACCUCGAUACAAUCGAGGAACUUGGUCGUUCAUCCUUUAUCUCAUAUAUGCCGUUGAUCACUCAGAGUGAUCCAGGUACUGAAAACUUCGGUAUCGCCAAUGCUCAAACUCUCCUUCGCUUCGAGAUGUUACUUGAUCAUGGUGUCAAUGAGGAUUGGUAUGAUAUCGGAAACACUCUUCAAAAUAUGGUAUUUCGCUGGGUUUUUAUUCCUUGGCUGCAGCAAGAAUUGGAUGCGUAUCGGGACCGCAUCAAUAAUACAGCCAAGAGACGUGAUCGUAACAAGGCAGAUUUCAAGGUCAUCAUAGACCGUGACGGCGUGAAUCGUGUCCGUGAACUUUACAUCAAACCUUCUCAUCCUGUGUUCAACAUUGUGCCACCCACACUCGGGAACUUUAUUCAGGAUUGCUAUGGUCGAAUGGGGAGCCCUGAGGUCACAUGCUCGACUGUUUGGAUGGUUUAUAGGAACUUACUGUCUGCCCUGCAACUUGCGGAUAACGUACCACCCAGUUUAUUACCAAAUGAGGCUGAUGAAGAUAGUGCAUUGCCUUUACUCGAGGGCUGCUCUGAUUUGCCCUUCUGGGAGGAGCCAAACGGCCCUUACUAUAUGGGCGGUGUGGGCAGUGGAUUAGGCUUAGGUAUGGAGUAUUAUUUCUGUUCAAUUUGGCUACUCAUUGACGUCCGUGAAGACACUUCCCAUCACAGUGAGCUGGACGCUCUAGCUGAUGCAGAUGAACCCAAUGUUCCACUGCUGCAUGGUCCCAUCGAACAAUCAGACUUCGAUCAUACAGGGUUAGUAAUUUGGGAUUUCUCAGACAACGAAAGCAUCGAAGCUGCAGAUGAAUGGUGA
Suillus discolor is the source of this 1188-nucleotide messenger RNA. RefSeq lists its product as uncharacterized. The coding region runs from base 1 to 1188 and encodes 395 amino acids. The transcript has 7 exons. NCBI's taxonomy places the organism in Eukaryota, Fungi, Basidiomycota, Agaricomycetes, Boletales, Suillaceae. The record is from RefSeq and is a predicted model, not a curated record.